AUGCCACCACAAGAUGUGCUGCCCGAGGGCGUGGAGUCAGAAGACGGAGUCAGGAAGCCGGAGCUCAUACCCAAGAACUGCUUACGUCUCAAAAGUCCCUACAUGAUUCAGUCCAAGCCCAUUUCAAUAGAGACGACUGCAAGAGUCCUUAGACCUUUCGAUCCAUCUCGCGCCUUGGAUCGUUCCAAAGCCUCCCCGUGGGAUGACCUCAUCCACGAAUGGAUGAAAGAAGACCCAAUCUUGACCCAGUGGCUUGCGCCCACUCGGGAUCAGCUACGACUCCAGAUCGUCGAAGGGCCCAAAACCAGCAGGAUGUCGGCAGCCCUGUUUGCUGUCGAUCAACUUCUUGAUCGCCAGUCAUCAAGCGGUUUCAACAAGGCGCAGGUUCUUUACUUCUUCUGCUAUCGUUCUGACCCCAAACGUAGCACUGCGAGCGCAGUGUUGAAGGGGUGGAUGUAUCAGCUCCUCCACCAGCGACCUGACAUGAUGAAAGGUUUCCACGAAUAUCUUUUCGAAGACACCUUUGGCCUGCAUGCUAAUCUCCACCAAGCAAUCCUCAUGUGGAACUACCUACGACGCGCUACAAAGAGAGUUGAUGCAGGUUUGACGUACUGUGUACUGGAUGGCUUAGACGAAUGCGACCAAGAGAGCAGAACUCUCAUAACUAAUCUGCUAAAUCGCCCACUUCCAUACGAGGGCUGCCCAGAUACGGAGCCCAGUCUCAAGAUUCUCGUCACCACUCGCGAUCCACUUGACGACCAGAGAUUUGGUAUCAUUGACCUGAGCAAGCGUACCGAGGACGCUGUCGAAGAUGAAGACAAGUUUUAUGAACUACUGGAAAUGCUCGCUGCGCAUGUCUAUCCGCCGAGAGUCGAACAGUUUGUCUCUGUUUUUCCCGAGGAUGAACAAUCUGACAUCCUGGCACUUCUCAAGUCCUAUCCCAUCCCGACACUAGUUCAUACUGACUGCCUCGAAUUCACAGAUUCAGACGUAUGGCUGCGGAAUUCCCGGUCGAAGAAUUCCGCGACUAUCCAUGCAAGGCUGGCUCGGCAUUAUCUGAAGAUCAUCUGCGCUGUUCUGCCUGGCAUCGACAUGGAAGACCUGGAAGGCGAUGACCAGUCUAUCUGGAUGUCACAUAUCCCCGCGGAUCUGAAAUAUGCAGUGAACCACUGGGCUGAUCAUGUCAAGCUCUCUACAGACACCUCGGUAGAACUCAUCGACCUGAUUCUGGAGACCUUGAAGCCUGACUCCGACACCAUAAAAAAAUGGUGGAUCAUGUUCAUGACCUGGAAUUACGAUAUUUCGGAGUAUUUCGAUCUUGACAAACACAACACCACACCACUCCAUGUCUUCGCGCUUUUCGGUCUUUCGGAGCUUUUGCGCGCAACUGGCCGGUCAUCCCUUAUUGCGGACAACAUCAUGACUGAAGACGCCGAGGGACUAGAACCACUUGAUCUCGCCAUUCUGCAUGGUCACACCAACAUGGCCAAGAUACUUGUUGCCAGCCGCAAGCCCACCGAGUACUUUCAUUGUGCGUUUGCGACAUCUCCCAAUGCAGAGCUAGCAAAGUCGAUUUUCGCCGCUCACGAUGAAAAGAGUAAGCUCCUAGAGAAAAGCGAUCUUAUGAUGAUGUUACAGCACGCGAUCUGCACCGGAGAUCCAGAGCUGCUGACGCAAACAAUUAGCUUCUUACACCGAAGGUCACCGGUCGGCUUCUUUCCGCGCAACGAUAUAUGGCCAGUAACGUUUAUCAUUGACACCGGUGAUCACCGCUUGCUGAAACCAAUGUUGACCAUCACCAACCUAAAGGCAACAGCACAGCACAUCAUCGAACGCACAGUCUCUCAACAAGAGCCACGCAUGCUCCAGGAAGUUCUCAGUAAUAGGGUCAUAAAAAACAUGACCAAGAGAGGCUGGGAAGAACGGUGUUGUGGAGGCUUUUGA
Alternaria arbusti is the source of this 1944-nucleotide messenger RNA. RefSeq lists its product as uncharacterized. NCBI's taxonomy places the organism in Eukaryota, Fungi, Ascomycota, Dothideomycetes, Pleosporales, Pleosporaceae. The coding region runs from base 1 to 1944 and encodes 647 amino acids. The record is from RefSeq and is a predicted model, not a curated record. The transcript is spliced from 2 exons.